Marchantia polymorpha subsp. ruderalis is the source of this 2777-nucleotide messenger RNA. The record is from the annotation of a GenBank genome assembly. Lineage: Eukaryota; Viridiplantae; Streptophyta; Marchantiopsida; Marchantiales; Marchantiaceae.
GGGAGGGCAGGAGCUCAGUAGCGUAGUAGGAAGGAAGGCAGGCAGGCAGGCAGGCAGGCGGGGGAGGAGGGGGGCAGUGCCCGAGCCGAGCCGAGGAGGCGAGAGGGAGGGACGAAGGAGGAGGAGGGAUGGGGGAGGGCAUUCGGCGAAUCAGUAGCGCGCAGGCGAGCUCUGGAGUGUGCGAACGGAGGUAACGCCCGUGCUGUACCCGCGGCAGUGCACGGGUGAAGAAAGACAGCAGCAAGGGUCUGGUCCAAACUCCGAGAGAAGCACUGAAACGCGAAGACGCACUGCGCUUUCAGAAGGAGAAGCGAGCGUCGACGAGCGUCGACGAGCGAGAGAGGAGUUUGGCCGCUUCCUCGUCGCCCGAUACACAGAGGCCAUGGCGGUGCACUUGCAGUGGUUGUAGGAGCCUUGCGGCCAUGGCCCCCGCCCCCUCCUCCUCCUCCACCGCUGCGGCGGCUGCAGUAGUUGUCACGGAUCCCAGCCCGUCCGUGCCCGCUACUGCAUCAGUUGCGACUCUGGCUUCGGCUAUGGGUGUGAUAAAGGUUUCUUCAUCGACAACCGGUGGAUCUUCAUCGAGCUCUUCAUCGUCGUCGUCUGGGAAGAGCGAUGUGUCCAAUUCUGGCGCGGAUCAGGAGUUUUCUUCGGAGACGUUAAGCCGAUCGUUAUCUGCGAGCAAAUUGAACGCGAAGGCGCCCGAGUUCGUCCCUAAGGGCAUCAUCAGUCCCACGACUUCAGUUGCAGGGUUUAUUCCCGGUUUGAUCCCUGUGGCUUUAUUGCAGCAAACUUCACCCGGAGUUCUUCCGGUGCACUACCCCCCUCUUGUUUCACCCACGCAAUUUGAUCCGAUGCCCGUCAUGGUCGCCGGUAUGCCCCCGGUGGUUCCGUCCGGCACGCCUCCCGCUCUUGGCCCCGAGGCUGUUGAUGCGUUUUUGGUCCAGGACUCCUUCCCACCCCCACCACAGACAAUUUUAUCUGCCCCUCCCACCGUCAAGCCCAUGGUUAACGAGGAGCUGAAGGCGAAGAUCGUGAAGCAGGUUGAAUUCUACUUUAGCGAUCAGAACCUUCCCACUGAUAACUAUCUCAUGAAAUUUGUGAAGAAGGAUCCCGAAGGGUUCGUACCUAUCCCUGUGGUAGCAUCUUUCAGAAAAAUUAAAAAUCUCGUAAAAAAUCAUGGGAUCGUCGCGGCCGCUCUUCGAAAUUCAACUCUUUUGGUGGUCAGCGAGGAUGGUAAGAAGGUUCGACGAGCUCAACCCUUACCCGAUGUUGAUCUCGAAGAAGUUCAGUCACGCACCGUGGUAGCUGAAAAUCUACCAGAAGAUCAUUCAAUCGAGAGUGUGGAGCAACUAUUUGGCUCAGUUGGCAAUGUAAAAAUGGUGCGUAUUUGCCAACCCGAAGCAGCCAAUGGUGCUAGUCAAACAGCCGCAAAAUUUAAGUCGGACAUGGUUGUUAGCAACAAGCUGCACGCACUUAUUGAAUUCGAAACUGUGGAGCAAGCGGAAAAAGCUGUGUCAGCAUUAACAGACGAGCGGAAUUGGAGAAGCGGACUCCGCGUCCGGCUUCUGCUAAGACGCACGUUUCAAAGCAAGCACGGCUACCAGCAAGCUCCAUUCCAAAAAGGUCGCAAGGCCUCAGGUGGCGAAGAUAGUGGCGGCGAAGAGGAAGAUCUUGUGGGAGCUCAAGAUAAGAGUGGCGAAGAGUCAGGCCAUGCUAAUGACAGAAGUGAAGAAGCUCCACCGGAGUGUCUUCAGGGUAACGAUGCUGGUACAAUUGAUCGUGAUGGAAGCGGCAAGAGAGGAAGAGGCCGUGGACGUGGUGGGCGAGGGGGACGAGGCAGGGGUCAGCAUACUGGAGUUAAUGGCAGCCGUACUCAUCAGCUAGGAACAUCCCCCCAGUCAAGCAUCACUAUUUCCAGUGAAGUAGUAGGCAGGCCACCUCCAGGUCCCCGUAUGCCUGAUGGAACUAGAGGCUUCAGCAUGGGUCGGGGUAAAAUACCUAUAAUGGGUCCAGCUUAGGUAUCUGUCGAUAUCAUGCUUCAGCAGUACAUUGGGGUCACGUAUGUUUUGCUAUUUGUUGUAAGAGGGUGGGCUAGGCUCCUUUAUCUGGAGACUGGGUGAUGGAGGCCUUCAUAUUUUAUGUGUCUUGUCAUGGUGUGUGAUCUUUAUUAUGGCGAGAAUUUGGCAGGAAUGUAGAUGUUGAGGGUUAUAACACAAGGUUGGACUGUCAAGCUUACCUGUACCAUAGUCUGGCAGACAGCCGUUUCCGAAAGAACGCUAGAGAGCGCGAGAGAGAGAGAGGGAAUGCAUUUACUGAAGGAGGCAGAAGGGCAUUUGUGCACGCUUGACACCAAUCAUGCAUGGGCCUUGUUUAUCAGCUGCUUAUUGUCGUGGAUGUCUCUAGAAAGCUCAUUUAUUUUAUUUCAGGUGCACCUACUUUGAGAUCCCUUUUGUGCAAUUGCCAUAGUUUCUUUGUCAAUAAUAUUGAGUAAGGGAGGGAGAGAGAGGUAUCUGGGUAUUCUUGAGGUGGGAUCUAGGCGGUAUUAGAUGACAAACGACCUGCCUUGACAAAUUGCCUCUAGUCUUAGCAGUGAGCUUUUGUCUGCAGAACAUCAGUUCAUUGAUGACAUGGAAUGGGUAUGAAAUACUACUAAGGUCGAUAGGCCUAGCCAGCCAUGUCGGAGAUGCAUGGCAAUCUACAUAACUAGACAUACCGUUAACAUUGUUUCCAAUUCUGCCACCUUAACAAAUGAUUCAAAUUUUGAACUUUUUAACACC